Chelonoidis abingdonii (Abingdon island giant tortoise) is the source of this 3029-nucleotide messenger RNA. The record is from RefSeq and is a predicted model, not a curated record. NCBI's taxonomy places the organism in Eukaryota, Metazoa, Chordata, Testudines, Testudinidae.
UUGCGCGCCGAGCCCCCGCCCCUCGCUUCGGGCUCGCUGAGCGCCCGUGCCGAGCUGGGUGAGGCGGAGCGGGGCACGAACACCUGCGCCCGCCCGGACCCAGCGGCCCGACCGCGGCCAUGAGCCAGACGGAGCUGUCCACCUGCUCGGCCCCGCAGAGCCAGCGCAUCUUCCAAGAGGCGGUGCGCAAGGGCAACACCAAGGAGCUGCAGUCGCUGCUGCAGAACAUGACGAACUGCGAGUUCAACGUGAACUCGUUCGGGCCCGAGGGGCAGACGGCCCUGCACCAGUCCGUCAUCGACGGCAACCUGGAGCUCGUCAAGCUGCUCGUCAAGUUCGGCGCGGACAUCCGCCUGGCCAACCGGGACGGCUGGAGCGCGCUGCACAUCGCCGCCUUCGGGGGCCACCAGGACAUCGUGCUCUACCUGAUCACCAAGGCCAAGUACUCGGCGGGCAGCCGGUGACGCUGCUCCUUGCUCCAGGCCGGGCUGGCGGGGACCGGGGCCGUGGCUGCUCGGGGAGCGGAUAAUGCCCCGGGGCGCACGCACACGGCUCCCCGCCCGGGGCUGCGUCCUGCCCCCUGCCCCACGCUGGGCGCCCUGCGGACUCCAGCCUGGGUCUUCCGCAGGGGCCGCCCUGGGCUGCUCCGGGUGAGGCGGGGGGCAGGACCCGGCCCUCCGGGAGAUGGGGGACCUCUCCGAGGGGCGGGCUGGGCCCUUCCUCACCCCCGGCUGCCUAGCCCGGGACAAAGGUGCCUUCCUAGAUCGGGUCCGCUGGCACGAGCUGCGGGCGGCCCCUCCCAGGUGAGGUUGGCCGGCCGCUCCUCGGUGCGGGGUGCAGUGACUGACCCGCCUGGGGCCCCGGCUGCCAGACACGCCGACUCGGGGCGGGGAAUCAGCCGCAUCGCCGGACCCAGGGGAGGCAGGCGGGGGUUGGGUUGGUUGUUUAUUUUUGUUUAAAUGACAAAGCUGCUUGGACUCCAUGUUUUUUGCAAAGAAAUCUGGGGGCCCACAAAGAUUUUACUGAAAAACCAUUUAACUGCUUUCAAAGGAGUUUUGUCUUUCAAGGGUUUUUUUCCUACUGUAAUUUUUCUCUUUUUUUUUUUUUUUUUUUUUGCCAUCUACCUCGGCUGCGCUCACAGUAUUCACGGUUUCAGUCAGAGAUCUGGUCAGAUGCUUUAAAAUGCACUCACAACCCCCCCCCCAAAACCUCCCCCCCCUAAAUUUGGUGGCUUGUCCGUCCUUGGAAGCUGUCCCCGAUUUUAAGGUAUUCUGGCUCAGAAGUGACGUCAUUUCAGCAUUUUUAACAGAUCAAAAUGUAAUUGUUUAAAACCAAUCGGUCCUUUUUCUUUUUUUUUUUUUCAAUGCGAGUUCUGAACUGUAGCCUGAGCAAAGGUUCUGUCUUUCAUGAGUGGGGUGGGUGCCUAAGCUGACCUAUAUUUCCCUAUAGCAAAGAGUGUAAAAGUGUCUCCUUUGCAGUCUUCUCCCAUUGUUUUUACACAGUAGCUGAUCUUUGAUUCUCGAGGCUCUAUCCUGGAAUAUGACACACUAUUUUCCCCACCUGAUCUCUCUGCUUCUUUUAAAUUUCCUUUUGAGCUAUGAUCCAGCCUAGGCCUCGGCCUGCUAAAAUCACAGGAAAGACUUUUGAUCAUUUUAUAUUUUUCUUUUUAAAGUCUAAUGCUGGUGGGAUUAGGAAAUCGUGCAUUUAAAACAAUAAAAUAAAAGUGAAAUGAAAUAAACGCUAGAGGCAGAGGAAUUGCUUUUGCACAGAAAGAGUGUGAGCGCCCCCUGCAGUCUAGAGGAAAGUUUCAAGAACAAACUCGAAAACUACUGAGAAAUAGUUCGGGAUUAUUAUUUUUUUUUAAUUUUUUUUGUGUGUGUGAAACUUGGCUAACACUUCUCGGUGCACAAUGAUUCCAUCUGACUUUGUAUAAAUGAAAGGGAGGAAGAAGAGGAACCCAUCUUAAACUGCAUUUGGAAGUGACUGCACAUAUAAUUGCAAUGCUGCUUUUUGUUGCCAUGGCACAACAACAUCCAUUUUAAAAAAUGCAGAAAAUUUCAGAAGUCUCCUUUCCACUGUUGGUGUUUAUCCUUCUAUGUUUGUCUGCACUAAAAACCCUUAUCACUGCCAUCUCCUCGCUAUCCUCUCGUAUUCCCCUUAUCCAAACCCUUACAGUUAAAAAAAUAGUUAUCUACUUUUUUUUUGUUGUGUUAUAACUAUUUAUCAUAUAUGUAUAUAUUUGUGGGUGAUGUUUGUGUGCCUGUUUUUGUUUGAAGCUAUCUGUGAGUAUUUCAAAAGUACGGUUUGGAAAAUAUGCAUUUUUUCUAGUCUUAAAACUAAACUUGAGUCUGCCAUGGUUUUUUUUGUUUUGUUUUGUUGUUCAUUGCACUGAAUAUUCUGCUUUGUCUAUGAUGGUUUCACCUGCAGUUUUUUCUCUCUUAAACAAUUUAUAUGAUUAAAAAGCUCCAGAUUAAAAAAAAAAGUCCUUUGAAAGUGUCCAUUGUUAAUGCUGUAAUUUACAAGGAACUUCUUAGUUUGCAAACUUUCUCUGUGAGCAUUGAAGAUGGUGUUAAGCACUUUUGUGGGUGCUUCUCUGUUAUAGGGGGGAACAAUAUCUUUUCUGAUGAGGUUUUAUUAUAGUUACCAGACGGUUGCACAUUUUUUUUAAAUAAAUGGAUUUGCCACAAUAAUGUGUCAUAACAUUUAUGACAUAAUAUUUAAAAAAAUAGUGUAUUUUAAAGCCAAGUUCUAGAUUGGUUUUUUUUUAAAGAAAUCUUGGUUAUAAACCCAAUUCUAAAGGGAGUUCUGUCCAGUGUUGUAAAGACAACAUAAUGUAACCCAUAUUUAUAUUUUUAUAAAAUACCUAUUAAGACUGUGAAUCUCUUGUGGGAAUUGCUAAGUGAGUUUAAGAAAAGUGUUGUUCCUCUUCAGCUUCUUGGAGCUUUAGGCAUGAUUAGAAUUUGAAAAUUGUACAUUGGGGAAGGGGGUUUGCUCUGAAAUUGUGUGUUGAUGUAUUUUUGCAUCACUUU